CGGCGGCAGGGCGAGCGAGACCUGGAGCUGCGUGAGAUGGAGCUGCCCGAUGUCCACGUCCGCGACCUGGCCAGCAUCGGCCAUCGCUUCUUGCCCAGCGAGCCCAGCAAGUGGAACGUGGAGGACGUCUAUGAGUUCAUCCGCUCGCUGCCAGGCUGCCAGGAGAUCGCGGAGGAGUUCCGGGCGCAGGAGAUCGACGGGCAGGCGCUGCUGCUGCUGAAGGAGGAUCACCUGAUGAGCACCAUGAACAUCAAACUGGGGCCCGCCCUCAAGAUCUACGCCCGCAUCAGCAUGCUCAAGGACUCCUAGAGCCGGUGGGGUGGGGAUGUGGGGGGGGACAUGGCACCCA
Egretta garzetta (little egret) is the source of this 349-nucleotide messenger RNA. Its product is annotated as polyhomeotic-like protein 2. Bases 37 to 309 code for a protein of 90 amino acids. Gene Ontology annotation, molecular function: protein binding. The transcript is spliced from 2 exons. The record is from RefSeq and is a predicted model, not a curated record. Lineage: Eukaryota; Metazoa; Chordata; Aves; Pelecaniformes; Ardeidae. Gene Ontology annotation, cellular component: PRC1 complex.